Molecule: messenger RNA, 1767 nt
Organism: Ruditapes philippinarum (Manila clam)
Lineage: Eukaryota; Metazoa; Mollusca; Bivalvia; Venerida; Veneridae
Exons: 3
Coding region: 409-1767 (452 amino acids)
Biological process (GO): protein polyubiquitination; serotonin metabolic process; norepinephrine metabolic process
Cellular component (GO): endoplasmic reticulum membrane
Molecular function (GO): ubiquitin protein ligase activity; ubiquitin conjugating enzyme binding
Source: RefSeq, a predicted model, not a curated record
UUCUACUGAUAAAAAUGUCAACAUGUCAAUUUUGGCAACAAAAGCAAGUUAUUAUCAAUAGUUUGUGUUUGAUGCUUGAUAUGAAAGUCGAAACAUAACGUGCCUAUAAAUGUUCAAAUAUAUAUCGUUUUAGAAUGGUAAAAUAAACGAUGGUGAUGAAAUAUGCGUGAAAUGUUUAUUUAAGUGUUAUGACAUUCGGAUACGUUUCGUACAAAAUAUGUGUAACAAUAUUUCCAGUUUAAUGAUGAAGAGUGACAUCAUCGGGGAGCUCUACAAGCAAAGAGGGUACAUACUAUAGAGCAAGACAUAUUCGACGGACAAGUAAAGAAAAUGAGAGAUUUCGGUCAUUUAUUAAAUCAAAAAUUAAACUUUAGAUAAAUAACUCUAAAAUUUGUAAAAAAAACAACUAUGGAUGGAUUAAAUUUGGACACAGUUGAAUGCAAUCCAGAUAAAUCUAUUGAGAGGACAAAUGAAUCUUGUCAUCAAGAUCUUCUUAUAGUUGAGGAUAGUUCUAUUGCUAAUCUAGAUAAUUUAGGGGAAGAAUAUUUCCUCUCGAGGAACGUUUACCUUGCCAAGUCCAAACAAGGUGAUUUGUUCUGUGAAAAUAGUUGCAAUAAAGUACCUAGUCAACUUCCUGGUUCAUUUCAAACUGACAAUGUCUGCAUAGAUGCAUUUACUCCAGUGGAGGAAAUGGUAACAAAUGCUAUUCCAUUACAUGACAACAACAUUGUCAAUGGUGAUUGCUUCACAUUAACAGAGAUAGUACCUGGACAUGAUAGUGCUCAUAUUGUUGAAGAUUUUGUUUCUGAUAAAAUGGGUUUAUUGUCAAGUGAUUUUCAAGCUAAGAAUGCUAUUUGUUAUAAAAGUUCUGAAUCUGCUCCAGAUAUUGAUGAUGAUAAUGAUAGUGCUAAGUUUCCGAUUCAGGCAAAUAUGGGACCAGAUUGUAAGUGUUUGUCGGGUGAUAUUAGUGACAUUGAUAGAAGUUCACAUGAAAAUGAACAAGUAGCUAUUGAUAAUAAAGAUAAACUGGCAUUUGAGGAUCAAAAUGGCUUUGGAGAGAUGCUGCUUAACACUCCAUGUAACUUUUCUGAUAUUUAUUCUAAUGACACUGAACAUGGAAACCCAAUUGAAUCAUUGCAAAUACCAUUCUUUGACCAUAUAGAUUAUGAAUCUGAUCACAUUGCUGAAGAAGAAUUUCCCAUUGACAAUCUUAAUAGUAUCUCACAGAUACCUAAUUUUGAGUUAUUACAGCUUGAAGCCCAUGAAACUGUUAAUUGUUCUGGGUAUGAAGACUUAAAUGUGAUAGAGCUGUUGAAAGAAGUUAAGUAUGACCUUACAAGAAGAUUUAGAAAUGAUGAGAGUGAUGAUUUAGGAGUAACAGCUUUGUUUGAUGAGCCACAAACAAGUGUUAAUAAUUCUUGUACAGGUGUUAAAAGCAAAUCUGCUAGGAAACGAAAGAAACAACUGUUGAAACUUAAGAAACCACCAGUUGCAAGUCCAGCAUCUGAAAAUGUGAAGAGAAAGUUUGCUCAAUCAUUUCAGGAAUUACAGAGUGCUAGACUGGAAUUUCAUGACUAUAACAUUGAUUCUAAGUACACAUGUCCUGUGUGUCUAGAAAUGUACCACAUGCCAAGCAUUUGCAACCCGUGCAGUCACGUGUUUUGUGAUCCAUGUCUACGCAGAAUGACCAGUCAAGGAUAUGAGGGCAUUCCCUGUCCACUUUGUCGGACGGUGAUUUCUUCCUGCCAGCUAGAUAAUGGUGAAUAA